AUGAACAGCUCAAAGUGGGCUCCAGGCGGCGCGAAUAGCAAGAAUGAACCAGAUGCCCCCGCCCCACCAGCAAAUGCGCCUACAGGUCCUCGCGAUACACAGUCGCGUGGCCGUCGCAAUGAGUCUGGAAAGGAUAGACAGGGAAGAGGCAGAGGCUCGAACAGAACUGAGCGCACCAACAACCGCGGUGGGCACAACAGUGACGCUGCAGGACCUGCGCCAGAUCGCAGCCCUUCCAUCAAUGACGGCUUGUCUCCGUUUGGCAGGAUGGAACUCAACAGUGCGAUUGGCAGACAGCCAUCUGACGGGGACUUCAACGGCAGGUUGACAAUUGGUGUACAUGGAAACACAAUUAAUCAACUCCGACCAAGCACCGUAUAUCCGCCAGGCCUUGGCGUACCCCAAAAUGAAGGCUCUCAGCGUGACACCGACCGAGCAAUGGACGAGUUCCCCGGUCUGCGGACCGGACAACAAGCUGAUCGCGCGGUGGAUGAGGGUUCAAGGAUGUCUCUGCCCACUCGCUCUUCCCCAUCAACCUCUUCCUCUAGAGAUCUGUUCCGUUACGCAGCUCAGAACCAGGCAGGUCAAUCGAACCGCAUGACAGCUACUUCAAAGCCCGCCCGCUCUGUACGUGCUAUCCAAAUCAAGAACACAGACGGUGAGGUCGUCGCCUUCCAGCCUAUAUCAGCUAUGGGAAAGACGGGAAAGCAGAAGGGACAUGACCUGAACCCCUCUCAUCCCACUUCAACAGAUCAUGACGCAGCUGCUGGUCCUCUUAUCACCGGAACUACAGCGAAUACAGACAUGGAAACCCGUAUCAAAGCGCUAGAAGACCAACAGAACGACACCCGCGACAUGAUCGACGCCAUGAACCAACUCUACAUCCGUCUCAAAGAGUCCGUCAAACACCUGGAGUAUCAAAACACACUGCAGCGAGUUCGCCCACAGACAUCCGAUGCGCCAUCUGCAGAUUCGCACACCCCUGCAGUUGAUGGGUCCUCCUAUGUGCCCUCUCAGGGUAAUCUUUCCGACGACGAGUUCUCAUACAUGCUCAAGAUGUUUGCUGGUAAGACGAUUACUGCAGACCACUGGGAUAAUGUGGUAUGGAGCUUCUACGGCCAGAACGCGGCGAAUGCCCAUAACCAGGACCAGGGUCGGAACCAGGACCCAUUUACAGAUGAGUAUAAGAACGAGGCUGCGGACAAAGUUGAGGAUGGGGAUAAGGAUGUGGGUAAUGACGACCCCUAA
This is a messenger RNA of Alternaria viburni, 1248 nucleotides long. RefSeq lists its product as uncharacterized. The record is from RefSeq and is a predicted model, not a curated record. The transcript has a single exon. Bases 1 to 1248 code for a protein of 415 amino acids. NCBI's taxonomy places the organism in Eukaryota, Fungi, Ascomycota, Dothideomycetes, Pleosporales, Pleosporaceae.